Oncorhynchus masou masou (cherry salmon) is the source of this 696-nucleotide messenger RNA. RefSeq names its product keratin-associated protein 5-1-like. The transcript has a single exon. The record is from RefSeq and is a predicted model, not a curated record. Lineage: Eukaryota; Metazoa; Chordata; Actinopteri; Salmoniformes; Salmonidae. The coding region runs from base 1 to 696 and encodes 231 amino acids.
AUGCUUUAUGACACGUGUGUGUGCGUGUGCGUGCGUGCCUGUGCGGGCGUGCCUGUGCGGGCGUGCCUGUGCGGGCGUGCCUGCGUGCGCGUGCCUGUGGGCGCGUGCCUGUGUGCGCGUGCCUGUGCCUGUGUGCGCGUGCCUGUGUGGGCGUGCCUCUGUGCCUGUGUGCGCGUGCCUGUGUGCCUGUGUGAGCGUGCCUGUGUGCGCGUGCCUGUGUGGGCGUGCCUGUGUGCCUGUGUGCACGUGCCUGUGUGGGCAUGCCUGUGUGCCUGUGGCGCAUGCCUGUGUUUAGCGUGCCUGUGUGCCUAUGUGCGCGUGCCUGUGUGGGCGUGCCUGUGUGCGCGUGCCUGUGUGCGCGCGUGCCUGUGUGGGGGUGCCUGUGUGGGCGUGCCUGUGUGGGCGUGCCUGUGUGCGCGUGCCUGUGUGGGCGUGCCUGUGUGGGCGUGCCUGUGUGUCUGUGUGCGCGUGCCUGUGUGCCUGUGUGCGCGUGCCUGUGUGGGCGUGCCUGUGUGCCUGUGUGCGCGUGCAUGUGUGCGCGUGCCUGUGUGCCUGUGUGCGCGUGCCUAUGUGCCUGCGUGGGCGUGCCUGUGUGCGCGUGCCUGUGUGGGCGUGCCUGUGUGCGCGUGCCUGUGUGGGCGUGCCUGUGUGCGCAUGCCUGUGUGCCUGUGUUCCUGUGUGGGUGUGCCUGUGUGA